This is a messenger RNA of Osmerus eperlanus (European smelt), 663 nucleotides long. Its product is annotated as collagen alpha-1(XXIII) chain-like. Bases 97 to 663 code for a protein of 188 amino acids. Gene Ontology annotation, molecular function: extracellular matrix structural constituent conferring tensile strength. The record is from RefSeq and is a predicted model, not a curated record. Gene Ontology annotation, biological process: extracellular matrix organization. Lineage: Eukaryota; Metazoa; Chordata; Actinopteri; Osmeriformes; Osmeridae. The transcript has 10 exons.
CUGCAGUGCCCCCUGAACCGCACAGCUGCUGAGGAGGAGGAGGAGGAGUGUGACUGCUCUACCGCCCCCCCCGGGCCCCCCGGCCCCCCCGGCCCUAUGGGUUCUGGAGGGGAGAAGGGAGGGGCAGGCCCUCCUGGUCCUGACGGUAAGCCUGGAAACCAGGGGGAGUCAGGUGCAUCAGGAGAGCCUGGCUUACCAGGGGAGAAGGGAGAAUCAGGCCCUCCAGGACUGAGGGGAGAGCCUGGUCUGGCGGGCUGGAAGGGAGAAAGGGGAGAGCCAGGGUUACCAGGUCAACAAGGCCCUCCAGGACCCAUGGGUCCUGCAGCCUCCCGGCUCAACCUCGGGGCGGCUGUAGGAAUGCCCGGGAAAAAGGGACUUCCUGGUGAGAAAGGAGAAGUGGGACCUGCUGGAGAGAUGGGACCAAAGGGGGAACCGGGUCUGCCUGGAAAAGAUGGGCCAAUUGGUCCUUCGGGGCCCAAAGGAGAGAAGGGAGAUGCUGGGCUGAGUGGAACAGAUGGUCUGCAAGGAGUCCCGCCCCAGAGUGAGCCCCCACACUCCCCUCUGAGGGGGCCUGCCCCUGGGCCCCCUGAGGGGCCUGCCUCUGGGCCCUCUGAGGGGGCCUGCCCCUGGGACCCUCUGCUCCGACGUGCGGGCCUCCUCUGA